Messenger RNA from Saccharomyces cerevisiae S288C, 411 nucleotides. RefSeq lists its product as uncharacterized. The coding region runs from base 1 to 411 and encodes 136 amino acids. The record is from RefSeq and is marked reviewed. The transcript has a single exon. NCBI's taxonomy places the organism in Eukaryota, Fungi, Ascomycota, Saccharomycetes, Saccharomycetales, Saccharomycetaceae.
AUGGGAGAAAUUUUAGAACUAACUAAUAAGAAUUUCAUGAGCCACUUGAAAAAGGACAUAACUUCGCAAGAAUCCUUGAAAAGUAGAAUUGAGGAUAAAAAUGGUGAUGUCGCUAGCCCGAAAGAGGAUAACUAUCCUCUAUUGAAUGAAACAGCGGCAUGGCCAGAUGGGGUGAUUACCUCUGAAGAAGGAUGUUCAUCUUCAGGUGAGAAAGAGAAUUCAGGCUUAUGUUCAGAAGAAAGUUCAGAAGAAGAUCCAGAAGAAGCUGAAGAGGAAUCUGCAAGGGCUUUUGGAGAGUUAGUUGCAGUCUUGCGGGACAAAGACAUACCACUGAAUGUAUUGGACGAACCUCAGAUGAAAGAUUGGCUUGAAAAAUACACCGGUGUUUAUAGAAGCUCUUGGCAUGGUUGA